This is a messenger RNA of Carica papaya (papaya), 300 nucleotides long. RefSeq lists its product as uncharacterized. The record is from RefSeq and is a predicted model, not a curated record. Lineage: Eukaryota; Viridiplantae; Streptophyta; Magnoliopsida; Brassicales; Caricaceae.
AUGAAGAGAAGUGGCAUACCCAUAUCAAUGUUUCAAAAUUCAACGUUGUUGGCGGGAUGGUGCCGUGGGCGGCGACGGCCGAGGAGACGGAGAGGCUGCAUCAUUCGGCUCGGGAACAAGCGGCGGGGGUUCUGCAUGGGAUCCCGCACGGUGGUCCAAUGGGGUGCGGUGGUGGUUACUCCAUUCAGAAUCAUAAAGAAGAUGAUAACGGAGCUUACUCCAAGUGCAGGCUUCAUAGAUGCUUAUUACUCUUCUUUAUUACUACCCUUAUUACGCCCUCAACUAUUCCCUUUGUGUUGA